Molecule: messenger RNA, 183 nt
Organism: Eremothecium cymbalariae DBVPG#7215
Lineage: Eukaryota; Fungi; Ascomycota; Saccharomycetes; Saccharomycetales; Saccharomycetaceae
Gene: COX7
Product: cytochrome c oxidase subunit VII
Exons: 1
Coding region: 1-183 (60 amino acids)
Biological process (GO): mitochondrial electron transport, cytochrome c to oxygen
Cellular component (GO): mitochondrion
Source: RefSeq, a predicted model, not a curated record
AUGGCCAACAGAAUCAUUGAAUACCAGAAAUUAUUCCAAAACUCAUCCAAACCUUUGUGGAUGAGACAUCCAAGAUCCGCUUUCUAUUUGUACCCCUUCUGGGGUCUUUUUACCGUCGCUUUGAUUACACCAUUGCUUUACCUCCCAAACGCUAUUAUGGGUAUCAAAGCCAAGAAAAACUAG